Messenger RNA from Fusarium odoratissimum NRRL 54006, 606 nucleotides. RefSeq lists its product as uncharacterized. The record is from RefSeq and is a predicted model, not a curated record. Bases 1 to 606 code for a protein of 201 amino acids. NCBI's taxonomy places the organism in Eukaryota, Fungi, Ascomycota, Sordariomycetes, Hypocreales, Nectriaceae. The transcript has a single exon.
AUGGGAGGACGUCACAAACUGUUCGUUAGCAAAAGAGAUCCACAAUCGACUACUUGUACCAAGACUUAUGAGGUUAACCAGAGAUGCUGGAUCAAGCUUUCUGCCGUCUUUGAGCCGGAUGUCACUGGGGACUGGGAAUUUGGGUUAGUUGUCGCUGCCGGUCAAGGCGACUUGUAUAUCGAGGGGGAAAAGGUAAUCGAUAAUACGGUCGACCAGAAACCGAGCGACCUUUUUGCCUGUGCAGGUACUAUUGAAGAAAGGGGCCUAUUCAAGGCACAAGCAGGCAGGGUCUAUAACCUUGAGGUCCGGUUCCACAACCAUCAUCCAGUCCCUGGCCAGGUUAUUCCCAUGGGUCGGGGUGCAAUAGAGCUAAAAGAGUUGCGCGACUUCAUCAAGGUCGAACUUGGUGCAGGGGAAAAGAAGACAUGUUCUGUGCGGUUGACAUUGGAAGCAUUUGCGUAUUUUGAUACAUCAGCGAACAAUUGGACGGUGGAUGCUGGUGACUACAAAGUUUUACUGGGAUCUUCAUCAAGGGAUAUCAAGGAAAGUGUUGACAUGUGCAUCGAGACCAAGGCAAGCUGGUUGGAAUAUCCCAAGCUCAAGUGA